CUAUAAACAACUUCCGUGACCUGAGAUUUGCAAGGGGGAGACACUAUACUAUUAACCUCGUUCUUUGUCCCAUUGUUUUUCUUCGUUUUUCCCCUUGCAUUUUGGUGGAAUUCAAGUAUUAGGUUUGCGGGUUUGAUCGGAUUCCACUGAUCGAGAGUCUUGAUCGGUUCUCGAUCGGCUCAAAGCUUGGAACUUUUCGAUCUGGGUUUCGUUGAAUUUAUCGGGUUUUUUCAUCGUAUGAGUUUGGCUCUUUGAAGAUGGAUCUAUCUUCUCAACGACGGUCCCCGAACGGGCCGACAGGUUUUCGUCUUCAAGCUCCAUUGGUAGAUUCUGUAUCUUGCUAUUGCAAAGUAGAUGCAGGUCUGAAGACUGUGGUAGAGGCGAGGAAGUUUGUUCCUGGAUCAAAGCUUUGUAUCCAACCAGACAUCAAUCCUAACGCACACAGGCGUAAGAACUCGAGGAGGGAAAGGACAAGAGUACAGCCGCCGCUCCUCCCCGGCCUUCCCGAUGAUCUUGCCGUCGCUUGCCUCAUCCGGGUUCCUCGGGCGGAGCAUAGAAAACUCCGGCUGGUGUGUAAGAGAUGGUAUCGUCUUGUUUCGGGAAACUUCUUUUACUCUCAGAGGAAACUCCUCGGGAUGGCGGAAGAGUGGGUUUACGUCUUGAAAAGAGAUCGUGAUGGGAAGAUCUCGUGGAAUGCGUUUGAUACGGUUCACCAGCUCUGGCAGCCACUUCCGCCUGUUCCCAGGGAAUAUUCUGAGGCUGUCGGGUUUGGUUGUGCUGUUCUAAGCGGUUGUCAUCUGUAUUUGUUCGGUGGGAAGGAUCCUUUGAGAGGGUCUAUGAGAAGGGUCGUUUUCUACAAUGCCCGGACGAACAAAUGGCACAGGGCACCUGAUAUGCUCAGGAAACGCCAUUUCUUCGGUUCUUGUGUCAUAAACAACUGCUUAUAUGUAGCGGGUGGGGAAUGUGAAGGAAUUCAACGGACUCUUCGCUCGGCUGAGGUUUAUGAUCCGAACAAGACCAGAUGGAGUUUCGUUUCUGAUAUGAGCACGGCAAUGGUGCCCCUUAUUGGCGUGGUUUAUGACGGGAAGUGGUUUCUCAAGGGCCUCGGGUCUCAUCAAGAAGUCAUGAGUGAAGCAUAUGACCCGGAAACUAAUUCUUGGAGCCCUAUGAGUGACGGGAUGGUGGCUGGUUGGCGAAACCCUUGUACCUCUCUAGAUGGACGCCUUUACGCAUUGGACUGUAGGGACGGGUGCAAGCUUAGAAUAUACGAUGAAUCCACAGAUUCAUGGAACAAAUUCGUGGACAGUAAGCUCCAUUUGGGAAGCUCCAGAUCGGUUGAGGCUGCAGCUCUGGUUCCACUUGGUGGUAAGCUUUGUAUAAUCAGGAACAACAUGAGCAUGAGCCUGGUCGAUGUGUCAGGUCCCGACAAGAACAACAACAGUCCUCACGUGUGGGAAAACAUAGUGGGGAAAGGCCAAUCCAAGGGCAUCCUCAGCAACAUAUGGUCGAGUAUAGCAGGUCGAGCAUUGAAAAGCCAUAUCGUGCAUUGCCAGGUUCUUCAAGCUUGAAAAAGAGAAACAGUCUUGAACUCGUCCAUGGAGGCCGAUUGUUCAGAGGAUUCAAUUCAAAAGAUUUGGAAUGCCCUCUUGAUGCAACUUAUCCUCCUCUGCCUUGGCCUGCAACCUUGCCGGUUUUUCAUGGUGGCACCAUAAGAGAGAUGUUCUGUCUCAGCGAUAUGAAUCCAUGGGAGAAGACAGAAGCAGGACCAGAAGGUGUUUUCUCUGGUGGCAGAUGAACGGAGAGAGAGCAAGACAGGUAUAUAUAUAUAUAUACAGUACAUGGCCAUUAUGGUGUUUGUCUUUGCAAUUGCAAGUGUUGUCUUUGGAACAGCUGUAUGUUUGGGAUUGUUGUAUUGUCUCAGUUCUAUGUCAACAUGUUCCGCCAUUGUUAUUGUUUGAA
This is a messenger RNA of Tarenaya hassleriana, 1959 nucleotides long. Its product is annotated as F-box/kelch-repeat protein At1g55270. Gene Ontology annotation, molecular function: protein binding. The record is from RefSeq and is a predicted model, not a curated record. Bases 258 to 1568 code for a protein of 436 amino acids. Lineage: Eukaryota; Viridiplantae; Streptophyta; Magnoliopsida; Brassicales; Cleomaceae. The transcript is spliced from 3 exons.